AAAUUCAGCCCAUAUAAAGUUUUUGCAACCACCUUAAAACAUUUAGUAAAUCCAAUAAAUAUUUUUUUCACUGUACUUCCAUCUAUUUGUGGCUGCAUGAUUAUUUACUAAUUAUAACUAUCAGCAUAAAGAAAAAUAUAUUUUAAAUAAAUGCAAUUGGUUUUCAUCUGCAGUGCACAGGUGAGAUAUAUCUGUCCUCCUCUAAUCCACUUUUUUUUUGGCAGAUUCAGUUUCCAGUGCCAGCUACAGGGCAAGGCUUGUUUUGAACAUCAUGUCUUACAGCAGUGCAUGAAUGUAGUCUGGUAGCAUGUGGCUGUCAGCACUGGAAUAGGGGGGUGUUCCUACACUCCGGGUCCGCCCUCUGGAUGAAGCGGAGCCAUUUACCACAGCAAUGUCAGCCCAAUCCACGGCUGGGAAAACGCACAUCGCACGCUCCUAGUGUAGAGCAGUCGCAGCGCAAAAAUAAAAGGUGCACGAACCACGGAGAGAUGGCACCGCCGACCGAUGCGUUCUCAGCCUCACGGAUCCCAGGAAAAGCCGCUCCAGGGAAUUUAAAGCAACAUUGAUUUCUUGGCUGCAUUUGAAUGCAUCGCAUCAACUCCGCUCACGCCACGAAAACGUGAUUAGUGCCGAUUUAUCUCAUGAUGGCUUUCUAGAACAGACUGUUCAAUCGCUACGCAGACUGAAGAUCAGAUCUGAUCCAUCACCGAUGCGUUAAUUGCAAGUCCGUCGCUGUUCUUGCUUAUAGUAUCUUCUCGAUAUCGGAAUAAAAACAUCUGUGGUUGAUUGAAGCAGCUGCACCAGCUCUAUAGUAUUCGAGCAUCCUUCCGCGAGUGUGCAUCACCACCACCACCACCACCAUCAUCAUCAUCAUCAUCAUCGCGCCCUGCAGCUCCAUCGCAAGAGGGAGGAUCCGCAGAGGAGCUCUCCGGGCAACACUGCUCACGCAUUCAGAGGAUGCUUUGGAUGUAAAAAUUACUAACGAUGGGGAAAGAUCAGGAAUUACUUCAAGCGGUGAAGACUGAGGACCUGAUGACGGUGCAGAAGCUCCUGCAGAGGCCCAAACCCGGGAAAGCAAAGUUGCUGGGCUCGGCCAAGAGGGUGAAUGUCAACUUCCAGGACACUGAUGGGUUUUCACCACUGCAUCAUGCGGCUCUCAAUGGAAAUGUGGAAGUCAUAUCACUACUGCUGGACUCUCAGGCCCUAGUGGACAUCAGGGACCAGAAAGGGAUGCGUCCUCUACAUUAUGCAGCGUGGCAGGGGAAGUCGGAGCCCAUGAAGCUACUGCUGAAGUCGGGCUCUUCAGUGAACGGUCAGUCGGAUGAGGGUCAGAUCCCCCUGCACCUGGCUGCUCAGCACGGACACUAUGACGUGUCUGAGAUGCUUCUGCAGCACCAGUCAAACCCCUGCAUAGUGGACAAUGCUGGAAAGACUCCACUGGACCUGGCUUGUGAAUUCGGUCGGGUCGGGGUGGUCCAGCUGCUUCUGAACAGUAACAUGUGUGCUGCUCUGCUGGAGCCCAAACCGGGAGACUCCACUGAUCCCAAUGGCACCAGCCCACUUCAUCUUGCUGCCAAGAACGGCCACAUCGACAUCAUCAGACUGCUGAUCCAGGCUGGCAUCGAUAUCAACAGGCAGACCAAAGCGGGCACUGCCCUCCAUGAAGCUGCGCUGUGUGGGAAGACUGAUGUGGUGCGCCUCCUGCUGGAUAGUGGCAUCAAUGCAGCGGUGAGAAACACAUACAGCCAGACUGCGCUGGACAUCGUCUACCAGUUUACUGCCACACAGGCCAGCCGCGAGAUCAAGCAGAUGCUACGAGGUAAGAUGAGAGAUGCCUCAGCAGCCUUGCAGGUCAGGGCACUGAAGGACUACUGCAACAACUACGACCUGACGAGUCUUAACAUAAAGGCUGGAGAUGUCAUCACGGUUCUGGAGCAGCAUUCAGACGGGAGGUGGAAAGGCUGCAUACAUGAUAACCGCACAGGCAAUGACAGAGUGGGCUACUUCCCCUCCAGCAUGGUGGAGGUGAUCAGUAAGAGGCCUGGGGCUGCGGGUUCAUGGAGUACAGUCACUUGUACCCAACAGUAUCAAAAGAUACAGCUCUGUGCGCCGGUGUGCGGCCCUGUGUCGCCCGCCGUUGCCAUGGUGAAUGGGGACUCGUAUCAUGAGAUUCAUAUCCUGCCGCCUCCUCCACCUCCGCCACCACAUUCCCAUCUGCCACUUUUCACUUCCUUUGGCUAUAACAGGUCCCCAAACACCCCAGAAGAGCCGCACAGUGGACAAGAGGCCAAGAAUGAUCAAGAUUUGGCUAGUUCUCGUGGCUCAGAGUCCAGUCCACAUGGCUCACCCACCCCAGCUGGUGGACCCCAGGGUGGAAGUAGCGAGGAGAUCUGGGUGCUGCGCAAGCCUGUGGCAGGUGGAGACCGCAGUAGUGUGGGCAGUUCAGGCAGUGUGGCCAGUGCCCGAUCCUCUGGCAGUGGACAGAGCGCAGGCAGCACCAGUAUCCUCCAUGCUCAAGCAGAGGGAGUCAAGCUUCUGGCCACGGUUUUGUCUCAGUCUGCCAAAGCAAAAGAACACCUGCUGGAGCAGACCAAGUCUUUGGACCACCCGUCUCAUGCUUCCAGCAACAAGGGACCCUCCUCGCGCAGUCAGAGUUUGUCAAGCUGUCCACUUCACGAGCAGCCAUAUGGGGAGGCGGUGUCCCAGAGGAAAGGGGAGGCACCGCCUGAGGGGAAGAGCUCAGAGGCUGUUAUCGAAUGGCUGAGUGAAUUUCAGCUGCAGGUCUACGCUCCAAACUUCAUCAACGCCGGCUAUGACAUUCCUACCAUUAGCCGAAUGACCCCAGAGGACUUAACAGCUAUUGGUGUAACUAAACCUGGACAUCGAAAGAAGAUAACUUCAGAGAUCAAUAAGAUCAGUGUUAAUGAGUGGCUGCCUGACCAAAAACCGGCGAGUCUUGGAGAGUGGUUAGCCAUGAUUGGAUUGAGCCAGUAUCACCAGGUUUUAGUCCAAAAUGGCUACGAAAACAUUGACUUUAUCACUGAUAUCACGUGGGAGGAUCUUCAGGAGAUCGGGAUUACAAAACUUGGACACCAGAAGAAGCUAAUGCUUGCAGUGAAGAAGCUGGCAGAGAUCAAGAAGGCAUCUGAUGGUCGUAAUACAUUGCGCAAAAAGCCUCCAGCUGCUCAGGAAGUAAUGGCUAUUGAGAGCCCACCCCAUGACAGUGGAGAGUGUAUGUCCCCUAAAAUGAGCACUUUCCAGGACAGUGAACUGAGCGGGGAGUUACAGGCAGCUCUUACGCGCCCUGCUGAUGUGCAGGAUGGCACAGAGGUCAGAACCAACAGUGGCCCACAGCACAGAGCACGCAGUCUGCAUGAGAACAGCAUUAAUAAGAGCCGAGACACAGAAGAGCAUAGUGGACCACCCAAAAAGGAGGCACGUACCAUGCGACAGAGCAGCCAGGGAGGACAGAGAAAUGUUUCAUCAUCGCAGCCAAAACCACGUCAGUCUUAUCCCCAAGGUACAGGUCCUCCCUAUACUCCACCUCAAACGCCCACCAAAACAAAGCCUCCCGCCUCACAGACAACAAGCAACCCCCCAGGAAAACCGAAACCUAGUCCGCAGAUUGUCCAGCAAACAGAAAAACCUAUAACACCUCGUGGUCACCCGCAAUCCCCAACUCAAAGGUCCCAUCCACACCCUGCUGCCCAGCCUGUUGAAUCAAUAGAAGCUCCUCCCCAAGGACCUGCUGUUUCAGUGCCACUCUUGUGCCUGCCACCAGAUGGCGAUGAAGCUUGUGAUGAGUAUGGUCUGCCUAAAAAACGUGCCCAUAGCCUAAAUCGCUAUGCUGUGUCUGAUGGUGAGCAGGAGCGGGAUGAGCUGAAUGUGCCUGAUUCAGGAGGAAAAUAUGCUACAGUACAGCCUAGGGUGGGUCGCAGCAACUCAAUGAAGGGACAGGCAGACAAGAAUGUCAACCGAAGCCAGUCUUUUGCACUCAGACAAAAAAAGAAGGGUCCUCCUCCACCUCCUCCUAAACGAUCUAGUUCAGCCAUCUCAAGCUCCAGUAGUAAUCUGACAGAAGUGCCCAAGGAGACUAACAGUGGACCUCUUCUGGAUAUUCCCUAUCAACCACAAAGGCGUGCCAGUGACCUGGGUGGCACUGUAGACACAGGCAGUGCAGGUAGUGUGAGAAGCAUUGCAGCCAUGUUAGAAAUGUCCUCUAUUGGUGGAGGUGCAAAGGGUCUCGCUUUGCAGAAAUCUGCUGGUCACUAUCUGCAGGUGGGUUCAGGAGCAAAGCAACGUGAUGCCAUUGGACUAGAUGGGGAAGUAGUGAACCGCCGCAGGACCAUUAGUGGACCUGUGACUGAUUUAGUAGCAGCUGCUAAGCGAGGACCAGAGUUAAUUCAGGACAGACAAUGCACUGAAGCCCAGCCUAGUUCUAGUGGGAGUUCCGCUGAGAAUCUUCCAUUUGCUGAAGAUGGAAAUCUCACUAUCAAACAAAGACCUAGACAAGGAAAGGACGAGGCUGAAGAAGGCCUAGAAAUUUCAUAUUCUUUACCCCAUGAAGAUCUUUCUCGUGCCGAUUCCACAGCCUCAUUGAAAAGGAGUGUCCAGACCACCAGGCACCAACCAAAUGGCACCAAGUUCCAUCUCACAGAGUCAAACACAGUUAAGCGCCGUCCCAAGAGCAAAGACAAAGAUGCAGAGGAACUUCAAGAUGGACAGAUGCCUGUACCAUAUGAGAAUGGGACAGGCACAAUUAAAAGGCGUCCUGCGUCAGAUGUGACUGUUUCAGAGCAGCCAAGGCCCCAAGAACAUCCUGAGAACUCGCCCCGUCGAGACAGUGCCGACCUGGAAGGCCAUGUCACAGAAAGUACCCCUCGCAAGUCUGUCAAACCUCCAGUGUCUCCCAAACCUGUUCUGGCCCAGCACAUGAAGAAGCAGGGACCAACAGCUGCCAUCACCAAGAAAGCCCCCUUUCCUGGACCAGCUGGGGCACCUGGCAGCCCAGGUACUACACAGUGCGGCCCUUUCACUUGCCCUGUCUUUACACAAUUAUUUGAAGGAAAAAAAGUACCUCCUCCGAUUUCACCAAAACCUACACCCCCUCCCACAGCUCCAAAACCAUCAAAAAAUGUUCUUCAGUCUUUAAAUGCAACACCUAAUCCCACUCCCACACCUUCUCCAGCCAAACAGACUGUCACCAGAAUGGCUAGUACAGCCUCUGCCCAGACCAACCACCCUGUCAAGGCUACAACCCCACCAGCCUUGAUUGUGCAGACGCCUCACACACCCCAGUCCCCUCACACUCCACAGACACCUCAAACUCCACAAACGCCCCAAACUCCCCCAACCCCCACCCCUACACCCCCACCUGUAAAACCUCCUCGCUCCUCAAUUAGUGGGGUGUCCAUGGACAGUUCAACUGGAUCAGCAUUGGUCGCCGGGGUUGUGACAGCAGAUGCAGUGCACCAGAAGAUAGAGGAGACCAGUGCCUCACUGGCUGCAGCCCUGCAGGCAGUAGAACAGAAGAUCAAAGAGGAUGGACAAAAAGACUCAAUUGCUGAAAACAAGAGCACAGUGAGUAUCCUUGAUGACAUCGGCAGCAUGUUUGAUGACCUGGCCGACCAGCUGGAUGCAAUGCUGGAGUGAAGAGCACAGCCUGUGUCUCUGUGGCACAACCUCAGGGCCCCGGGAGAGCACAAGGGCACAAUGACCAACAGCACCUAUUCCUUGCUAUUCCUUAUCACUUGCUCCUCACCCCUCCCCCCUCCUUUUCUCUUGCUCUUUCCCCGUUGUUAUGAAACACCCAUCUCUCCUCUCCCCCUCCAAGUUGGUUUGCACAAACCCGAGCUGACGUACCUCAGGACUGGGCAGAAGGCCAUCCAGGGCUUUAAACAACAAAGACAGAGCAGAGGGUGGAGAUGCAGAGAGUGGGUUUUAAUAGAUAAAGCUCAACUCUCUGUCCAUGGAGCGUCUCUAUCUACCAUGAGCAAUGAGUAGUGAAAUAAUAUGAAAACAAUAAUAACUGUAUAUGAAAUAAUAGUAUGGUAUGUGUACAUUGUAAGCAUGAGGAAAGUUUGUAUCUAUAAGAAAAAAUCUCAUAGUGAGAGUCAUGCAUUAGUACAGUUAUAUAUAUAUAUAUAUAUAAAUAUAAAAUAUAAAUAUUUUAUGUUUUUAUUUCAUGUUCAAUGGUACAUACAGUGUUGAAACAUUAAGAAAUCUAUAAACUUUGAUGACAGAUAUGUGGAUUUUUCUAUGACAAAGUUUUAAAACAAAAAAAAUAAGGCUGGCUUAAACAUCCUGUAUGUUUGGCUGUGCUGUGCUGAAGAGUGUUGUGGGCUGUGUUGAAUGUAGUGACUGAAGUGGCUGUUUCACCCCCUGCUCUGUGCUUGCUCUGGGCUCCCGCUCUCUGCUGCUGUGACCCUGCUGUUUCCAUACACUUUUUCUUUUUGCCUGCGUGAACUCGUACAUUCCUGCUCCUACACAGCCUUCUUCCUUUUACAUCCCUCUUUCUUAUCCUGCCCUCAUUGUGUGCAGUGUCCUGUGUGCCUUAACAUGAGAGGUGACCUUAGUGCUGCUAACAUACACAAGCAAACCAGUUCAAACUGAGACAGGUCUGGUAUCCAUGUGAGAGGCAUUGCCUUAAGCCAGUGUGAAGGGAUGAACUUGCGCAUUCAGAUUUGGUAAGGAGUGACCUCAUCCUUGAACAUCUUUAUGGUUCAGUCAUCUUCAGCAAGGGGAUACACGGUGUAGGCCUUGAAGCCAAAACAGGAUUUGUAAACAAGGGACUUGAUUAGCAGACUCUUUGGCAAUAGAUUGGAUAGUGAAAGCAGGUGUAGAAUAACUUAAAUGUUGAUUAGGAGACUAUGCAGACUAAAGAACGGUACACACCAAGCCGACUUCAAAGAACUAGUGGUGAUGAAAACCGUGUGUUGUUGCCUCCGUUGGCUUCAUCUGGUGCUGUCUGGAGCAAAAAGCUGCAUAUAAACACACCAAAUGGACAAAAGCUGAACAAAACUAGAAUGCACAUGCUGUACCUGCAUGAGAGGAUGUAUAGUUACAUACCUGCAGGUAGCACAAUGUGUCUUGUCAUUCCACAAAGAGGAACUAGAGCUGCAUGCAUACAAACCAUGAACAAAGCAGGGUUUACAUACCAUUUUCAGAGUAAUUCUCGCGUACCACAAAGGGAUUGCCUCAAGCAAACGUGUCUCAUAAUCCAUAUCUAAAGAAACGCAACGAAAUUGUCACCAGGGCACUCUUGACUUGCAUUGUUUGCUUAGUUUUGUCACUUUAUAGUCACAUUUUUUUCUUGCACUAAUUAGAGCGAUCCUUCACUCACAGCCAAUACCGAUUCUACAUGCUGAACUGGGCAAACUCACUCUAACGAGAGGGGGCACCAAGCAAACUAGCUUGAAAGCUUGCCAAUAUCCAGAUCCUGCCUAAUGGUCAACUGUCAACUUGGUGUGUCCUAAGCCCAAAUUAUACUUUGUUUUUAUGUGUAUAUG
Danio rerio (zebrafish) is the source of this 7508-nucleotide messenger RNA. Lineage: Eukaryota; Metazoa; Chordata; Actinopteri; Cypriniformes; Danionidae. The record is from RefSeq and is a predicted model, not a curated record.